Plasmodium malariae is the source of this 1680-nucleotide messenger RNA. RefSeq names its product transcription factor with AP2 domain(s), putative. NCBI's taxonomy places the organism in Eukaryota, Apicomplexa, Aconoidasida, Haemosporida, Plasmodiidae. Bases 1 to 1680 code for a protein of 559 amino acids. The transcript has a single exon. The record is from RefSeq and is a predicted model, not a curated record.
AUGAAUUGCUUCGAUGAGAGCGAAGUUAAAUAUUUAAAAAGUCAGAAAAAAAUAAAACGAUGCUAUAAAGUUUGGGAAAAUAUUAUUAGUAAGAGUAUUGGUUGUAGCAAAGAAGAAAUAAAAAAAAAUAUUGCUAAAAGAAAAAGAGAUAAAGAAAGAUUAUUGUCUAUUUUAUAUGGUAGUGUUUUCAAAGGAAGGAAAUACCUUUUAUACUCCAAAAAAUGGAGGGGAAAAACGUUAAAUGAAAUAAUUAAUCAAGAUAAGAAAAAUUAUCAAAAUUUAAAAUAUUUAAAAAAUGUAGACAACUCUUAUUUUUGUAAAUUAGCUAUAGGAUAUGUGGAUGAAAAUGAUAAAAAUCAUUUUAAAAAGAAAGGAGAAUCUGAAUAUAUAAAAAAUUAUGAUGUAAUGGAUGCUAAUAAUAAUAGUACAAAUAUAAGUACUAAUAUUAGUGCCAAUAUUAGUACAAAUAUUAGUACCAAUAUUAGUGCUAAUAUUAGUCCCAAUAUUAGUACUAAUAUUAAUACCAGUAAUAAUAAUAAUAAUAGCAAUGUGAAAAAAUUUCAAGCGAAUAUCAAUAUCAACAGUACAACCCAUAAAAAGAAGGCAAACCAGGCAGAGAAAAAUGCAGCGUAUCAUACUAAAGAUGAAGUGUACGAAAGAUUAAACUACUUAGAAAAAAGAAGUUAUAGAAAUAAAUGUAAAAUUGAUAACCACAUUAAUAGUAGUUAUAUCAGUAAUAGUAAUAAUAACCCCAAUUUAUAUACAAAUCUUACCUACCAUAAUAAUACUACUACUACUACUAAUAAUAAUAAUAUUAAUAGUAAUAGCAAUAGUAAUCAAAUUAACGGUAAUAACAGCAAUAAUAAUAGUAAUAAUAAUAGUAGUAAUUAUCACGUACUAAAUCAUAAUAAAUAUUAUGAAGAGAAUUCGGAUGAAGGGAAAGUUAUCAAAUAUAAAUAUUUACCUACUGGUGUUUUCUACAGUAGGGUAUCAAGGUCUUUUAUAGCAAAUUGGAUUGAUGAUAAAACGAAAAAACAAAUUAAAAUGCCGUAUAAAAUUUCAGAAUUUGGUGUAGAAAAAUGUAUGAUUUUAGCUAUCCUUUCAAGAAACCUACGAAUAAGUAAUCUAAACAAUGCUUUAAAAUAUUAUGACAACUUAACAGCAGACCAAAAAGAAAAAAUGCUACAAACUAUUAGAACAACACAAAAAAGUGAAAAAUUAUUUAACGAUAUAUUAAAACCAAAUAAUAAUGAUUUUAUUCACAUUAUUAAUAGUACUUGUCCUAUUACUAUUACCCAUGCAAAUAAAAAUGAAGAAAAUGAAUCUAAAAAUACAGUUGUAAAAAAAAAUAUUAUGGAAAAAAAAAAAGCCAAACAGAAUUAUAACAAUUCAGAAAAAUUACCAACAGGAGUAUAUUUUUAUCAAGGUUCUUAUGUAGCUAAUUGGUGGGAAACCAACCAAAAAAAGCAGUUUAAAGUACCAUUUAAAAUUUCUGAAUAUGGAAUUACAAGAGCAAAAAAUCUAGCUAUUAUUUCAAGACUUAUUAGAUCGUCAUCCAUUCAAGAAGUUAAUCUAAUUUUAACUCAAAUAGAGCAAAACAAAAAUAUCACAAAAUUGAACUACUCUACAAUUUCAAACUUAGCUUUUAAAUAUGUAAAAAAUACUCCGAAAAAAGAUUAA